CUGGUGUUCAACAUCAUUACGAACAGUGUGAAAACGCAACAUGGUUGUGGCGAAAAGGCUCUUUAUCCAAGUCCUAUUGCUGCUCUCACUCCUCGUAAUUGUUGCAGAGGUUUGGGGUGCGACUACUCGCAGGCGGAAAUCAACCACCAAAACCCUGAAAAAACGCAUAAGAAAAUCGACAACUAUAACUACAGUCAAGCCGACGACCACCAGUCCGAAAACCGAGAGUCCGAACCCAUUUUGCAGAAAUUACAAUCGAAUGAAAAAGAAAGUUCUAGAUACGGCACUAAGUGAUGAUUUCAUCGUAGGAAAACGGGAUAGCAUAACCGAAUUGCUUGACGUUCGAGACCGGCCGUUCGGAACAUACAACAAAAAAGGAUUCAGACUUUACUUCGACAGCUUUGACAAAGUUGAGUACGAAAGAGCAGUGGAGGGGUGUCUGUACCGGAAACUGCAGCUGCUGGCGCUCGACACUCCCGACGAAAUCAACGAUUCGUAUUUUGGCAACCAGUCACUCGAAUACGACACCAUCCACAUCAAUGAUACAGAAGCGGACAUGGAGUUUUUGUGGACGAGUGCGGUGCCGUGUUCGAAAAGCGAUCCGCUGAACAAAGCCACGAAUUCGUGCUCCAGUGUCACCUGGUGUUCGAACAAUGUGGAAACUCAGCUAAACUACUCGUUGAAUUUGGGCCAACUUACUCGGCCGUACUGCAUGAUCUACAGAAGGUCGACCAAGCAACUCGCACCAAUGGAUUGCUCCUUUAAAGCUCUAUUUUUGUGCGAGGUAAUUUAA
This is a messenger RNA of Cloeon dipterum, 793 nucleotides long. RefSeq lists its product as uncharacterized. Lineage: Eukaryota; Metazoa; Arthropoda; Insecta; Ephemeroptera; Baetidae. The coding region runs from base 41 to 793 and encodes 250 amino acids. The transcript has 7 exons. The record is from RefSeq and is a predicted model, not a curated record.